Molecule: messenger RNA, 2913 nt
Organism: Thamnophis elegans (Western terrestrial garter snake)
Lineage: Eukaryota; Metazoa; Chordata; Lepidosauria; Squamata; Natricidae
Gene: SREBF2
Product: sterol regulatory element binding transcription factor 2
Exons: 15
Coding region: 256-2793 (845 amino acids)
Biological process (GO): positive regulation of transcription by RNA polymerase II; positive regulation of cholesterol storage
Cellular component (GO): nucleus
Molecular function (GO): DNA-binding transcription factor activity, RNA polymerase II-specific; protein dimerization activity; RNA polymerase II cis-regulatory region sequence-specific DNA binding
Source: RefSeq, a predicted model, not a curated record
GCGGAAACCUGGUCUCAUGGACAACCAGCCGCGCGCGGCGGUGGUUCCUCGCAGGUGGAUGGGUGGAGUUCACAGAAGUUAGAGCAAGAUGGCGCCGGUGUGUGAUCUAAGCCCGGAGAACCCGCGUUGAAGCAACAAUCCCCGCCUGGGAAAGGGUUAAUGCAGGGGGUGGAGUGUCGCCGCUCCCUCUAACGAGGUGACUCGCCCUCUUACGAGGUGACUCGCUGUAGCUGAGUCGGACGCGCCUCGCCGGCAAUGGAAAACGAGCUGAGCAGCAUGGAGACUAUGGAGACCCUGACGGAGCUCGGCGACGAGCUCACACUGGGCGAUAUCGAUGAAAUGCUACAGUUUGUCAGCAAUCAGGUUGGAGAUUUUCCAGAUUUAUUUUCUGAACAGUUAUAUGGCACAUUCCAGAGCAGCAGUGGAUGUAAUGGAGACAGAAUAUCAGAUACUUCACAGAAAGCCUACAGCCAGGGACAGAUACAAUCCUCUCCUAGCGCAGCUUCUCCACAACAGCUUCAGUCUGUGCAAGUGAAGGCCUCUCAGUCAACGGGCACAAUUCCUGCUCCACAACGGGCUGCACCUCCUCUUCAACCUCGCCCCCAAGUUCAACCCCCACUUCAGCAACAGACGGUGAUGAUUACUCCAACUUUCAGCUCUUCUCCCCAGACCCGGAUCAUUCAGCAACCUGUAAUAUACCAAAAUGCAACCACAAGUUUUCAAGUGCUGCAACCCCAGGUUCAAAGCUUGGUGACUUCCUCUCAAGUUCAACCAGUUGCCAUUCAACAGCAGAUGCAGACCAUGCAAGCUCAGAGGGUAUUGACACAGAGUACCAGCGGCACCAUCCAGACACUAACUCCAGCAACUGUCCAGGCAGUAGCUGCCCCUCAGGUUCAGCAGGUUCCAGUCCUAGUCCAGCCACAGAUAAUCAAGACAGAUUCUCUUGUCUUAACAACAUUGAAAACUGAUGGAAAUCCUGUUAUGGCUACUGUUCAAAAUCCAGCUCUGGCAACAAUAACCACACCCAUACAGACAACAGCUCUGCAGACCUUGGUUGGUAGCAAUGGGGCCAUUUUGACAACUAUGCCUAUGAUGAUGGGAGGGCAGGAGAAGAUGCCAAUUAAACAAGUGCCUAAUAACACCAAGCAGCCAGAACCACCAAAGGAAGGAGAAAGGCGAACAACUCAUAAUAUUAUUGAGAAGAGAUAUCGAUCAUCUAUAAAUGACAAGAUAAUAGAACUGAAAGAUCUAGUCAUGGGAACAGAUGCUAAAAUGCACAAGUCUGGUGUAUUGAGGAAGGCUAUUGACUACAUUAAAUAUCUACAGCAGGCUAACCAUAAAUUGCGACAGGAGAACAUGAUCCUUAAGCUUUCUAGCCAGAAAAACAAGUUGUUGAAGGGUUUUGACUUGAGCAGUCUAGUGGACAAUGAUGCGGAUAUGAAGAUGGACGAAUUCAAUCAAAAUGCUGUAUUGAUGUCUCCUCCAGCUUCUGACUCAGGAUCACCAGCAGGCUUUUCCCCUUAUUCAAUUGAUUCAGAACCAGGAAGUCCAUUAUUGGAUGAUGCAAAGGUUAAAGAUGAACCUGAUUCUCCACAUGUUGCUCUCGGAAUGGUUGAUCGCUCACGGAUGCUCCUUUGUGCUCUCACAUUCCUCUGUCUCUCCUUUAACCCCUUAACAUCUUUUUUGGAUGGCAAAGAAACACCGGACACUUACAGCACAGUACAUCAUGGUUCUGAGAGGAAAAUACAAGCAAUAAAACCAGAAUCAGGUGGCUGGUUUGGCUGGAUGAUGCCCACUUUGAUCUUAUGGCUUGUGAACGGUAUCAUUAUCUUGAGUGUAUUCAUAAAGCUGUUAGUGCACGGAGAGCCAGUGACACGACUGCAUUCUCGUUCUUCUGUGACUUUUUGGCGGCAUCGGAAACAGGCAGACCUUGACUUAGCUAAGGGGGACUUUGCUGCUGCUGCAUCAAAUUUACAUAUCUGUCUUUCUGCCCUGGGCCGAGCGUUGCCUGUUUCUCGUUUUGACUUGAUCUGUAGCCUUUCCUGGAACAUUAUUCGUUACAGUCUCCAAAAAUUGGGAUUAGUACGUUGGCUGCUAAAGAGGACAUCACAGCGGAGACGAGCAACAGAGACGCCUCUUGGCUUUGAAGAUGAAGCCAAGACUAGUGCGCGAGAUGCCACAUUAGUGUAUCAUAAACUUCAUCAACUCCAUAUUACAGGUAAGCUUCCGUCCAGUUCAGCUUACUCAGGAUUGCACAUGGCGUUGUGUGCUGUAAACCUGGCAGAAUGUGCAGAGGAGAAGAUUUCACCAAGUACCCUGGCAGAGAUCCAUCUAACUGCUGCAGUUGGCCUGAAGACUCGCUGUGGUGGCAAGCUGGGCUUCCUGGCGAGUUAUUUCUUAAGUCAAGCUCAAAACUUGUGUACUUCUGAGCAUAGUGACAUCCCUGACUCUUUACGCUGGUUGUGCCAUCCUUUGGGGCAGAAAUUUUUUGUGGAACGGAGCUGGACAGUGAAAGCUGCUGCUAAGGAUAGUCUGUACUCCACUCAGAGGAACCCAGCUGAUCCCAUUGCACAGGUACACCAGGCAUUCUGUGAGAACCUACUGGAGAGAGCUGUUGAAUCCAUUGUGAAACCUCAGAUUCCCAAAGGGGCUACAAGCCAUGAUGAUGAAGCACCUUGUGAAUUUGCUAAUGCUUUGGAAUACUUGACAUUACUAAGUUCUUUUGUGGAUUCUUUGGGAGUGGAAUACCACCUUUUCUGGAAAUUCUGUCCUGAAGUCUGCCCUAGCUCCUGAUGUAGUCUGCAGAUGGUGGUCAUCAGCAAUCACAAUGAUAAUCAGCUGGCUCAAGGGUGAUUGAUACAGCUGUGAAAUCUCAGUUAUCAAUGUGGAACGAAUUCCUAAAUGCUUGGAGAU